GUCGCGCCUGAUCGCAUCAAAGGCAGGGUGGCUCUGUUCUGAGACCCGAGACGAGCAGGUCGACGGGCCCCGCAUGACGGCUGCAAGCGCUCCUAGCGCUGCCAUCAUCGCUUCCCAAGUCAAGCGACGCAGAAAGAACCCGCUUGGCAAGGGUGAAUCCUCUCGAGAGGCAUCUGAGGAGUCCAACGGUGAGGAGGACUCGAGGGCGGGCAGCAAGGCGCACGGCGGCAGCAACGAAGAUGACGAGACGGAUGAUGUGCAGUCCAUCAUUGCCGCACCUGGCAUCAUCGGUCAAGGUCAAGGUGGCUCGCUCGCCCAUCCCCAGACAGAGAGACUCGCCGAAUCAGCCAGCAUGGAAGUACAGUCCAGCUCCUCCUCGAUCGGCAUAGCACCUGCGACGUCAGCCGUGCCACCGCCAGCGACAGAGUCCACCCAUUUCGCCGGCCAUGUACCUCAGCACACUGAAAUGCAGGCCGAUUCUGCAGAAUUGACGGGCAGGACGACGACGAUGAGCAAGGCUGCACUGGGCCGUGCCAGAGGCACUCAGGUCGGCGGGGCAAAGCCAGAUGCUUCGCAUGUCAUCACAGACGACGACAGCAGUGCAUCCACCUAUGACGGCGACAUCUCCUCCACCACAGCCUCGACAUCUCGCGUCUCUCGUACCCACGGCACUCAUCACGGACAUGUCCAUGGUCAGAUCAGCCGGAACGCUGGCGUCUACGGUCACGCUCAUAACAACAGCUCCCUGUCUGACAUUGGCGGGCCGAGUGCGAGGAUGGCCUUGGCUGCCUCCGCUACGCCUCCCGCCCAGCUCAGCAAUCUGCCCACACGCUCAGCCAUUGCAUCCCCUGGCAGCAACAAGAAGCAAGCAGCACCCUCACUGCCAUACGCGCCCGAUCAUGCUCUGUUACAACAGCAUCGCGAGACUUCCGAUGUCAUACCCACAGAUCCCUCUAGCUCAUCUGGCUCCGCUAACCUCGAUGACGGGCAAGAGGAUAGCUUGCAAAGACUAGCCCAGCAAAAUGUAGCUCGCUACGAGGCUGCACAAGCUUCCGCCCAUCCGCCUGCACCUCACGGCUUCCUCGGCCGCAUCACGGCAGAAGACAUGCAAAAGCACAUGGCCGACGCAAUCUCUGGUCUCUCUUCUUCGUCUGUUCAUCGAACUUACAAGAUCAACCUACCACCGCAAGACCGUCCGAUCAGGAUAUACGCUGAUGGCGUCUACGAUCUCUUCCAUUAUGGCCAUGCUCUCGCACUGCGCCAGGCAAAGCUAUUUUUUCCUCAAGUUCACUUGCUUGUUGGCGUCUGUGCAGACGAGCUCGUCCUCAAGCACAAAGCCCAGCCUGUCCUGACUUCGGCAGAACGAUAUGAGUCGGUCCGCAACUGCAAAUGGGUGGACGAAGUCAUCGAGGAUGCGCCCUGGGUCAUCGAUCAGGCCUUCCUCGAUCAUCACGGGAUCGAUUACGUGGCACACGACGAAGAACCAUACGCCAGCUCAGAUAGCGCAACAAAGGACAUCUACUCCUUCGUCAAGGAUCAAGGUAAGUUUUUGCCGACACGGAGGACUCAGGGCGUGUCCACCUCGGAGCUUUUGCAACGGAUCGUCGAAGGCUACCGCGAAGGAGCUUACGAUGGCAAGCUCAUCAAGAUCGGACAUCCCGAGCUCUCCUCGCGCGCUGUCAGCGAGACCGGCAGUCGUCGCAGUCGAGAUCAGGCAGAAACCCAUCAUUCGGGGGAGAGACUCCAAGUCAACGAUAUCGUCAUGGCCGACUAAACAAGCUGGGAAUGGAGCAGAUUCUGGGCGAUUGCAUGCUUGCCAGUAUAGGAUCCGGGGAUUGCAUGUAAAUCUUCGACAACAACAACAGCUUCCAUUUCAUGACUUGCUCGGGCUUGGAGCGUAAUCCUUCGAGAGAUCAAUCCCCAAGCUCUUGAGAUGCUUGUUUGUGAUCUUCACACGAGCACCCCGUUUUGACUUUUUGUUCUGAGCCGUAGUGCGGUCGAUGGGGUCCAGAAUGCUUGCUUUCUUGGCGGCCAUGAGCCCGGC
Molecule: messenger RNA, 2044 nt
Organism: Mixia osmundae IAM 14324
Lineage: Eukaryota; Fungi; Basidiomycota; Mixiomycetes; Mixiales; Mixiaceae
Exons: 4
Coding region: 74-1774 (566 amino acids)
Biological process (GO): CDP-choline pathway
Cellular component (GO): nuclear envelope
Molecular function (GO): phosphatidylcholine binding; choline-phosphate cytidylyltransferase activity
Source: RefSeq, a predicted model, not a curated record